Messenger RNA from Drosophila bipectinata, 1630 nucleotides. RefSeq names its product transcription factor IIEalpha (gene TfIIEalpha). Gene Ontology annotation, biological process: transcription open complex formation at RNA polymerase II promoter; transcription initiation at RNA polymerase II promoter. Gene Ontology annotation, cellular component: transcription factor TFIIE complex. Lineage: Eukaryota; Metazoa; Arthropoda; Insecta; Diptera; Drosophilidae. The record is from RefSeq and is a predicted model, not a curated record.
AUCACUAAUUUCAAUAAAAACAUACGCUGUGGCGGCGGAAAUUUAGUUUCUCCUAGAAAAGCUGGGAAAACUACUGCAAUAGAAAGCUGAUAAGCUACAAAAAUCCUAUGAGUUGAUAUAGGCUCUACAAAAAAUUCGUCUGUGCGAAGGGUUGUUGUGCCCUGCAUCAUUCACCAGCUCUGAUUAGUUCAUGAUGUCGUCGACCUCGGCAGCUGCUUCCAACACAGGUCCCUCAAAACCAGAGGUUCGCUACCUAACCGAAGUGCCAAGCAGCCUGAAGCAACUGGCUCGCCUCGUAGUGAGAGGUUUCUACUCCCUGGAAGAUGCUCUAAUCAUAGAUAUGCUGGUGCGAAAUCCCUGUAUGAAGGAGGAUGACAUUGGAGAACUGCUGCGGUUUGAAAAGAAGCAGCUUCGAGCAAGGAUCACCACACUGAAAACCGACAAGUUCAUCCAGAUUCGUCUGAAAAUGGAAACAGGGCCCGAUGGAAAGGCUCAAAAGGUUAACUACUUUUUUAUCAACUACAAGACCUUUGUGAACGUGGUAAAAUACAAGUUGGAUCUGAUGCGUAAGCGCAUGGAGACAGAGGAGCGAGACGCCACCAGUCGGGCCAGCUUUAAGUGUUCCAUGUGCUCCAAGACGUUUACAGACCUUGAAGCAGAUCAGCUUUUCGACAUGGCCACGCUGGAGUUUCGAUGCACAUAUUGCGGCAGCUCUGUGGAGGAGGACAGUGCUGCCAUGCCCAAGAAGGACUCGCGACUUCUGCUAGCACAUUUCAAUGAGCAGCUCCAGCCUCUUUACGACCUACUUCAGGAAGUUGAAGGCAUUAAGUUAGCGCCUGAAGUGCUUGAACCGGAGCCCGUGGACCUCGAUACGAUAAGAGGGCUGACGAAGCCUAACUCGAUGCGACCGGAUAGCAUGCAAUGGUCGGGAGAGGCCACGAGAAACCAAGGCUUUGCCGUGGAGGAAACUCGGGUGGAUGUUACCAUAGGCGGCGACGAUACGGCGGACUCUGUUGUAGAACGCAAAUCCCGUCCGAUUUGGAUGACGGAGAGCACUGUGAUAACCGACGUGGAUACCACCGAUGGCAGCGGAACACAGGAUGUGGCGCAAUCCAGCGGAUCCGGACAUAGAAACCGAAAGGAGAAUGAGGACAUAAUGUCAGUACUGCUGCAGCACGAAAAGCAACCAGGCCAAAAGGAGCCGCACAUGAAGGGCAUGCGUAAUAACACCUCGAACGCCAACUCUAGCGAUUCCAGUGAUGAUGAAAAGGAUAUCGACAACGCCAAGAUUCCGGACGUCGAUUUUGAUACGUACAUGAAUUCAGAUUCCGGAGAGGACGACGACGAUGUGCCCACUGUACUGGUGGCUGGACGGCCACAUCCCCUCGACCAGCUAGACGACAACCUGAUAGCCCAGAUGACGGCCCAGGAAAAAGAGAAUUACAUACACGUCUACCAGCAACAUUACAGCCACAUAUACGAUUGAGGGAAUGCUCCUAUUAUUGUUCACCUUUCCCCGAAGAACCCCAUUUAACAAAUAGAAUAAAUCUAAUUGUAAGUUAUCCACUAAUUUCAAAAUACUUGUACAAACGAAUUGCAUAUAAAACGGGAACAUAUACAAAAGUGUGAA